Molecule: messenger RNA, 2480 nt
Organism: Manihot esculenta (cassava)
Lineage: Eukaryota; Viridiplantae; Streptophyta; Magnoliopsida; Malpighiales; Euphorbiaceae
Product: protein SEEDLING PLASTID DEVELOPMENT 1
Exons: 9
Coding region: 253-2340 (695 amino acids)
Molecular function (GO): ATP hydrolysis activity
Source: RefSeq, a predicted model, not a curated record
GGCCCAGCUUUCGCUCCAAUCCCAGAGGAGAUUCCUUCGAAUCUUCUCCACCUUCGUUCCCUCAAUAUCUCAUUUCUUUACUUUUCUCUUCGCAUUUCGCCCACUAUAAUCGAAGCUUCAAACCAGGAAACCCACGGCAACUUCCCAACAGUUGGGGCAGCAGAUCCCGGCAAAUCGUCCGUUCGUCCUUUGUUCCUGCUCUUCUUUUGCUUAUAACGUAGAAAAAACAGAAGAAAAGGCUAAUUUAGAAUUAUGAGUUCGCGUUUUCUUCUCAUUGAUUUACAGAAUUCAUGUUAUUCGGCUCAUCAAGUUCCACUCUCUACCUUCACUUAUCUCUCCACUAUCUCUUCGUCAUUUCGUCGAACGCGUAGUGUGCACAGGAGGAUUUCCUCGUCGAAAUCCUCAACACCUUCUGUUAUUCGGACCCCGGAAGUCCGGAGACCGUCUGAUCGUUACAAAUCACGAAAUGGGUCGAUGUCAGAAUCAGUGAAUUCUGUUUUGACUUCAACUCCUUCGACAUCUUCAUGCUCAGUUUCGAAUUCUGAAUUGGAUUCGUUUCUUGAAUUGUUGCCUUUGAGGAUGAAGAGAGAGUUGUGCAAGCAUUCAGAGAUGGAUGAAUUGAUUGAAGUGGUAUUGGACCUGGGCAGGAAACCUCUAGCGAGGUUUCCAUCUGGGGACUGGAUUAUUUCGGAGCAGCCUGUGAAGCAUGAGGAUUUAAAGCAUGCCAUAUCAAAGGUCGGCGAUUUUUCUGAUGACAACCGAUCAGGUAUUGAUAGUUCAUUGCAUCGUAUAAGUGCCAUUCGGAACCGUAAAUUGCAAAUUAUUGGGCUCACCUGUCGGGUGGGUCGAGCUAUGUCUGGAAGUGCUGAAAUUAUCCGUGACUUGGUUGAGGAGGGAGGUUCAAUCUUGGUCAUAGGCCCUCCAGGAGUUGGUAAAACAACCUUAAUCAGAGAAAUAGCCAGAAUGCUUGCAGAUGACCAGGGAAAACGUGUCAUCAUAGUAGAUACAUCAAAUGAGAUUGGGGGUGAUGGAGAUGUUCCUCAUGCAGGCAUAGGUCAUGCAAGAAGGAUGCAAGUUCCAAAUGUUAAUAUGCAACAUAAUGUUAUGAUUGAAGCAGUCGAAAAUCAUAUGCCACAGGCCAUCAUAAUUGAUGAGAUUGGAACAGAGCUUGAAGCCUUAGCUGCCAGCACUAUUGCUCAGCGUGGAGUUCAGCUAGUUGGAACAGCCCAUGGAAUGACCAUAGACAACAUAAUAAAAAAUCCUUCUUUACAGAUUCUUGUUGGUGGCAUAGAGAGUGUAACACUUGGUGAUGAGGAAGCAAGGAAAAGGAAAGUGCAGAAGACAAUUCUUGAGAGGAAAGGGCCUCCAACAUUUACAUGUGCUGUUGAGAUGAUAUCUAGGACAGAAUGUCGUGUUCAUCACAGAUUAGAUGCUACCGUAGAUGCUAUACUGGCAGGAAAAACUCCUUUAUUUGAAAUCCGCCAAAUGGAUACUAGAUCUGAUGAUUCUUUGAAGACCGCUCAGAUACAUGGAAAUGAACUUGUAGAAGAAUAUGAGGCAAAGUCCAUUGGUACAGGCAAUGGUGAUGAAGUAGAAUCUGAUGAAGAAAAUGAAAAUUAUGCUCUAGACCAUUUCGAAAAGCCGAAAACAGGUGGAUAUGUGAGGAGGAGUUCUCCUGUAUGUGUUUACACUUAUAAGAUCCUUGAAGCUGAUCUAUUACAAGUGGCCCAAGUGAUGGGGCUGGAAGAUAAUAUAGAUGUGACUGAUGAUAUUGAAACAGCAGAUGCAAUUCUGGCAUCUAGUUCAGAAAUGAAGCAUAACCCAUGGAUUCGUGGUGUGGCUAAAUUCCACCAUUUGCCUGUAUUUGUUAUCAAGUCAAAUACCAUGGCACAAAUGGUCAAGGCAGUUCGAACAAUUCUUGGAUUUGAAUCAUUUGGUUCCACUUUGAAAAGGCCAACCAAAAGUUCCUUGGACAUAGAAAUUGAAGAUGAUGCACCAAAAAGGAAGCCGACUCUGGAAGAGAUUGAUGCUUUGGAGGAGGUUCGACUUGCAAUCGAGUACAUUGUUAUCCCCGGAGGAGAGCCGGUGGAGCUUCUGCCCAGAUGCUCCGAAAUAAUUGCUCGGCAACUAGAACUUGUGGAAAGCUAUCAAUUAACUGCAGAAAAUUCAGGUACAGAACUUAACCCCAGAUUGCAAAUUCUUCCCCUGAGAACAAACAAGAAGACUUCCCUUAAAUCCUCCAAGUCUUGUUCAACCUUACAAAAGGAGACAAGCACAAAGCCAUUAACAGGCAGCAGUGGAGGUACUAGUGUUUCUAGGCUGCCACUUCUGCCCCAAUAAUAAGCUCAAUCAUCAAAUGGCAAAGAUUUCAAUCUUUGGUUGAAUUGAUGUAAUUUAUGUACAUUUAUUGUAAAUUAUGCAAGUAUUCAUAUAAUGUAAUUAUUUAACCUUAUCAAUUGUGGAAAUCCCAUUUAUUGUCA